Molecule: messenger RNA, 831 nt
Organism: Solanum lycopersicum (tomato)
Lineage: Eukaryota; Viridiplantae; Streptophyta; Magnoliopsida; Solanales; Solanaceae
Source: RefSeq, a predicted model, not a curated record
AUGUUUAAGACAACCUUCCUGGAGAGAUUCUUCCCCAGGGAGAUAAGGGAGGCCGAGGUUGAGGAGUUUAUCAACCUUAAACAGGUAUUUUUAAUAGUCAGUGAGUAUUCCCUGAAGUUUGUGAAAUUAUCUAGGUAUGCCACUUCCCUUGUAUGUAACAACAGGAAUGUGAUGAGUAGGUUUCUCACAGGAAUCACAGGAGAUCUGGAGGAGGAGUGUCGGGCUGCGAUGUUCCAUCAUAACAUGGAUCUCUCCCGGUUGGUGGUGCAUGUCCAACAAGUAGAGGAUAGCCGGAAGAAGAUGGGCGUCCGUGAGCAGCCUAGAUUCAAAAAGGGGCAUCACAGUUUGGGGAACUCUAACUUCCAGAGGAGUGCAAUACCUAGAGGAGGCAGAACCGAGCCCAAGAAGGGAAAUGGAGGUGAUGUGCAACGUCCAAGAAAGGACUGUGCCAAGUGUGGCUGUGCUCAUAGUGGAGAGUGCAGGCAGGUCACUAAUGCCUGCUUUGGUUUCGGAAGGAACGGGCACAUGGUCAAGGAAUGCCGACAGAAUAGGGGUCAGGCUGGAGGUAAUGCUCAGAAUAGGCCUAAUCCACAAGGUGCAGCAGCAACCGAUCCUCUUAAGAGUAACAGGUUCUAUGCCCUGAAGGGCAGGGAGGAGCAGGAGAAGUCUGGUGAUGUGGUCACAUGUAUGCUGCAAGUAUUCUCAACUUCUCCUUAUGCCUUAUUUGAUCCUGGGUCAAUGCUUUCCUUUGUAACUCGUUUACUUGCUCUCAGUUUUGAGAUAUUGCCUGAAUUUUUGCAUGAUCCUAUAGUGGAACAGAGUCUUCCGUGA